Messenger RNA from Aspergillus steynii IBT 23096, 1407 nucleotides. Its product is annotated as FMN-dependent alpha-hydroxy acid dehydrogenase family protein. Gene Ontology annotation, molecular function: heme binding; oxidoreductase activity. The coding region runs from base 1 to 1407 and encodes 468 amino acids. The transcript is spliced from 5 exons. The record is from RefSeq and is a predicted model, not a curated record. Lineage: Eukaryota; Fungi; Ascomycota; Eurotiomycetes; Eurotiales; Aspergillaceae.
AUGGCAAAACGCUUGACGGUACGAGAAUUGCAGCUGCACGCCUCGUCAGAGAGCUGCUGGAUUGCUUUGUGCGGUCGGGUUUACGAUAUAACGGGAUUUCUGGGCCACCAUCCAGGCGGUUCGUCAAUUCUGUUGAAUCUCGCGGGUCAGGAUGCGACAAAGGAAUAUGACCUGGUCCAUCCGCCGGGUCUUGUAGACGAACAUCUUUCCUCAUCCUUCCUUGGGCUGCUCGAGAUCGACCCUCCAGCCGCAGGAGACGAGACUCUUGAGCCGGAAAGAAGCACAUCUGCAGGAACCAUCUCGGUAAAGCAGGCCCUCAACCUUCAUGAAAUUGAAGCAUUGGCGAAAGAGAGAUUGCCCCAUAAGGCUUGGGCAUACUAUGUCUCCGCCGCAGAUGACAACCUGAGCAAGACUCGGAACAACUCAGUCUAUCAAUCAAUACUUCUUCGGCCGCGGGUGUUCGUCGACUGCACUGCAUGCAACCCGAGCACUACGGUUCUCGGUCAUCACUUAGGCAUGCCGAUCUACGCGUCUCCAGCCGCAAAGGCUCGAAUGGCUCAUCCCUCGGGCGAAGCUGGAAUUGCCACUGCAUGUGCGAAGUUCGGUGCUCUGCAGAUCAUUUCGCAUAACGCAUCGAUGGACCUGGUUGACAUAGUACGAGGCGCGCCAAAGGAUCAAGUUUUCGGCUGGCAACUGUAUUGUCUCAACGACGUUCGACAAAGUGAGCGGAGAAUUCAGAAGGUCAAUCAAAUCAAGCAGAUCAAAUUUAUCGUUCUGACCCUUGAUGCGCCUUUCCCGGGGAAGCGCGAAGUCGAGCUGCGGUCUACGAUGGACUUCUCGCGGUCGAAUGCGCCGCCUCAGGUCUGGGGAACAGAUGCCUCGCUGGCAUGGGAGAAGACUCUGCCGUGGCUGCGCAAGCAUACCGAUCUCCCGAUUGUUCUUAAAGGCAUACAGACGUACGAAGACGCUGUUCUGGCAGCGCGAUACGCCCCGACUGUUUCCGGGAUCAUCAUCUCGAACCACGGUGGACGAGCGCUGGACACUGCCCCGAGUCCUAUCGAGACCUUACUCGAGAUCCACCAUCACUGUCCCGAAGUCUUUCCGAGGUUGGAUGUCAUGGUGGACGGGGGCAUCAAGCGAGGAACGGACGUCGUCAAGGCCCUUGCUCUGGGUGCCAAAGCUGUCGGCAUUGGUCGGGCGCCUCUCUGGGGACUGGCCGCUGGUGGACCGGCGGGCGUGGAGAGGGUGUUGGAAAUUUUGUCCGAAGAAACGGCGACGGCAAUGCGGUUGCUAGGAGUGUCGAAUGUGAAGCAGCUCUCCAGGCAGCAUGUGAACACGCGCGCUCUAGAGUCGGGAAUCUUCACGAGUGCAUGGGAUAAGGGCGAACGGGUGGAAUCCAAAUUGUAG